AGAUCGUAAGAUAAAUAGUUAUUCGGAAACCAUUAAGGACUGAAAUACGGUCCUUCUCUGACCGGUCAUCAAAUAACCUUUUGGAAAUCUAAAUUCAAUCGAAUCAAGUAAAACAUGGCCUUUUUUGCUAAGGCAUGUUGCCUGGCCCUGUUGGUAACAGUGGCACAUGGCGUGACAAACGGAAUCAAUGACGUGGAGAGGCCACGGGACAACUCCAGGACAUGGAUGGCGUUAUGUCCUUGUGCCAGGGCUGCCUUGUACGACAUGCAGCAGGCGCUCACCAACUACACUGAGGAAGUCAACUCGGCCAACCCUCCCAACUUGAACGACGUUAUUGGAAACAUCAAAAGAAUCGCUUACAACUGUACAAAGCAGCCCACUUGCCAAUGUCCUGAAGGCUACUUUAAGACCAGCGACGGCUACAACUGUCUCAAGAUCUCCGACGAAGAGUUGGACUGCGAUGCUGCUACCACCGCUUGUUCGUCCGACAUGAACGCACGUCUGGCUGUCGCAAAAGAUCACCGUGGACUUACUAAGCUUGCAGAUUACAUUCGCGAACUGGAUCCAUCUGAUCAGGAAUUUUAUUGGAUUGGGUUGUCCUACAACCGUACCAACGGUGGGUUGCCAGUGUGGACAUGGGAGGACGGAUCCGCUGCGAGUUACGAGAUCACAAGGAACCUCCGGAGCAACGUGAGGAAGAACCUUCUCCGUAUUGUUGACGUCACAGACGGAGCUAGGCAACCGUUGGAGCGAGUGGUAAUCAGCAAGGAUUACACCGGUAACUUCUGGAAGCAGGAAAUGUGCGGAGUGGCUCGCGGAAGAACACAGGUCGCCAGGCACAAGUACAUCUGUGAAUUCAUGAUGUUCAAAGUUGAGAUUAAGGCGGUCACAUCAAGCAACAGAACACCUGGCGCACCCAGACAGUUCGCCAGAGGUGGUGCGGGAAUGCUCGCCUAAUAAAAACACAACUCUUGUACAUAAAUCUGCUAUACUGAUUGAUCAUCAGCAUCUUGCAGCGCCCUGCUUAUUUCGCUGCGCUUCAAAUGUGCAAAAUGUAUUUCGUCACUUCUAAUCCAUGUUCGUACCGCUUCAUUCUUUCGCAUCCGCUAACUCGUGCGUUUUGUCACCUUGUUGUUCGUCCAUCUUGUCUCGUCUGUGAUGUUACGCUUGUCCGUCCUGUUACGUCGCACUUUGUCUCGUUUACCGCACAUAAUAAUGUUGGAUCAAUCUGCGUGAGAAUACGGACCAAUAUAUACCAUCGCAUAUUUGCGAUCACCCCAAUUAUACAUUUGGCUCUAUUGUGUAAACCACCAAAACUACAGUAGUAUAUACUCCUUCGGUUCUAUUGAGCUAAAGUGUCACUCGAACGUUAUUUUUCGCCUGAAAUAUUUGCCUGCGAGAUUCGGACUUAAUAAACUAAAUUUAGCUUUUAAA
Ciona intestinalis (vase tunicate) is the source of this 1434-nucleotide messenger RNA. The record is from RefSeq and is a predicted model, not a curated record. NCBI's taxonomy places the organism in Eukaryota, Metazoa, Chordata, Ascidiacea, Phlebobranchia, Cionidae.